Messenger RNA from Ostrea edulis (European flat oyster), 1283 nucleotides. Its product is annotated as NIF3-like protein 1. The transcript has 7 exons. The record is from RefSeq and is a predicted model, not a curated record. Bases 214 to 1239 code for a protein of 341 amino acids. Gene Ontology annotation, cellular component: cytoplasm; mitochondrion. Lineage: Eukaryota; Metazoa; Mollusca; Bivalvia; Ostreida; Ostreidae.
AUUGAAAAUAAUGGCAAAUUCCGUGCAAUGCUGAUUAAGAUGCGACACCACUCAACCUAUUACGUGAAUUGUCUCUAUAAAAUUGACAACACAGUCAAGAAAUUGCAUGUCAAAGUUGCUGUGUGAGAGGAAAGCAGUCUGAAAUCCAAUGCACAUCAUGCUGCUGUUUCUUUCCAUCAACUGAAUACAUUUUGUACAGUUGUUAGUUCUACAAUGGAUUUGAAAUCUGUAGUUAAAAAACUUCAACAAUUUGCAGACCCCAAUUUAGCAGAAUCUUGGGACAAUGUUGGUCUGUUGGUCGAACCUACACCCCCUCACGAGGUAAAAAAAAUUAUGUUGACUAAUGAUCUGACAGAGGCAGUUUAUCAGGAGGCACGGGCGUGGAAUGCGAACCUGAUUAUUUCUUAUCAUCCUCCUAUAUUUGUGCCAAUGAAGAAACUGGUGCAGAGAAACUGGAAGGACAGGAUAAUUACUGGUUGCAUAGAGAACCGUAUAGCUAUAUAUUCCCCUCAUACAAGCUACGAUGCACUAGCCGGAGGAGUUAAUGAUUGGUUGAUACAAGCUUUUGACACAAAGCGUGUAGGUCCAGUUACUGCUUCCCUGAUGUCGACAGGUCCCUAUACCAAGAAACUACAGAUAACAGUCCCAAGUUCUCUACAGGAAGCCAUGUUUAAAUCUGUCAGUGGGAUUCAAAAUACUCUGGCAUCUGUUCAGGAAAUAAACCAAGACUUAUCACAGAUAACGCUUCUUUGUUCUAAUGGUACAAUACCAGCAAUACUUGAGUGUACACAAAGCUUCAGUGACAAAGUUCGAAGCACCGAGCUUUUAGACUUACAGAAAGCACCCAAACCUGGUUAUGGAAUGGGCAGGAUAGGAAAAUUGACAUCGCCAAUUUCUGUCACUGAAGCAGUAGAGAGGGUGAAGAGACAUAUCGGAAUAGGGCAUGUCAGGCUUGCUAAAGGAGUGGGUUGUGAGAGUAUUUCUUCAGUGGCCGUCUGUGCUGGAUCAGGUGGUAGUGUUUUAAAGAACCUGGAUGUAUCACUCUAUGUCACGGGAGAAAUGAGUCACCAUGAAGUUCUCCAUGCAAUGCAGUCUGGGAUAUCUGUCAUAUUGUGUGACCAUAGCAACUCAGAGCGGGGAUUUCUCAAGGUUCUACAGGAAAAACUGACUGGGCUUUUCCAAAGUAAAAUUGAAUUUCAGGUGUCAAAGUGUGACAGAGACCCAUUAGACAUUGUGUGAGCUGUGUAUAGUCAAUGUACCAUUAAAUACUUAUAUAUACAGAA